Molecule: messenger RNA, 534 nt
Organism: Gongylonema pulchrum
Lineage: Eukaryota; Metazoa; Nematoda; Chromadorea; Rhabditida; Gongylonematidae
Source: the annotation of a GenBank genome assembly
AAAUAUGGAAAUGAAUUCAUCUGCCCACACAAUGGUAGGUUCCGGCACUGAGGCAAACACGCGAAUUGUCUCACCCUCAACUAAUGAAUGCUAUUCCCAACAAUGUGCCGAACGUAAAAAACAACUUUUGGAGGAGAACAGUCGCCUCCAAGGAAAAGUUGAAGAGCAAAUGUUGCGUCUGAAUGAUUACGAGGAGGAUACAACAUUACUGCGUAGCACUAUUCGUUCAAUGGAAGAUGAAAGUAAGAAAAGCUUUUUGGCAAUGGAACAGAUGUCAAAGGAGAUAGAGGAGAGGACUGCCGAGGCGCAAGCUGCCAAUAUGGCCGUACUGCGCUUUCAGGUGCGCUUUGUAUUUGUUCCUUCCCAUUCAUCUCCUUAUCAAUUAAUUAGUCGAUAUACAGAAGACUGCGCCAUAAGUGGGAAAGCAAUAGAAUUGCUACAGUUCUUUGGACAACCAUUCACGCAUCCCUCCUAUCUUCUCCAAGAUGGAAGCCAUCUUGUACCAUCAAGAUCGCUUGGAAAGCCAGUGUGAAG